Yamadazyma jaroonii is the source of this 876-nucleotide messenger RNA. NCBI's taxonomy places the organism in Eukaryota, Fungi, Ascomycota, Pichiomycetes, Serinales, Debaryomycetaceae. The record is from the annotation of a GenBank genome assembly.
AUGAGUGAAGCAAACCAACCGUCCAUUGACGAAGAAGAAUUCGAUGAUGAUUUUGAUGAUUUUAAUGAACCAGUAAUGGCAACUGUUAAUGAAGAAGAAGAUGACGAUGAUUUUGGAUCGUUUGAUGAUGGAGAACACGUAACGGAUUUCACAUCUCAAGAUGUUGAUAUUGAUCUGGUAAUCAAAUUCCAAAAUAUAGAUGACUUUGAUGGCAAUUUAACUACAGCUAUUGAUAAAUUGUUUGAUUUAACGAUACCUGAAGGUGAUAAACAACAAGAAGGUCAAUUACUUGAUGAAAGAUCGGGUCAAAUUUAUCAACAAUUAUCCAAAUUACCACAUUUAAAACCUAACAAUUGGUUAAAAUCAAGAAUACGUCAUAAUCUUUUGAUCAAAUUAGGUAUACCUGUAAAUUUAGAUGAAAUUGUAGACGAUAAAAGGGAUACUUUGGCUAUACCAAAAACCCACCAAAGAAGAAAGUCCAUUAACGAAGAAGACAUCAUAUGGGAAGUUGAAAUCCCUGAUCUUGAACAACUCAAUAUCUCCAAUGAUGAAAAGGACGAACUUAUCAACAAAACCAAUGAGAUAUUAUCAAAAAUUGAAACUGAUAACUUAAACAAUUCAUCUCAAUCAUUUAUGCAACAAGAGAACGAAGAAGAGUUAAAGAAUAAAUUACUACAAUUGCGUGAAAAUCAUCAACAAUUGAUAAAAGUCAGUUCAGUAUGGAAUCACGAAUUCAAAGAAUGUAAGAAGAAUUUCGAAAUUUAUGAAUCAGUUGUUCAAACAUUUAUAGGGUACAGUCAAAAAUUAGAAAGAGAUGCUUUAUUGAAUAACAUUAAACAUUUAAAGAGUAAAUCUAAAAAGUCUUUAUGGAGAUAA